Messenger RNA from Wyeomyia smithii (pitcher-plant mosquito), 3237 nucleotides. RefSeq names its product probable cytochrome P450 4ac2. The coding region runs from base 49 to 1578 and encodes 509 amino acids. The transcript has 4 exons. Gene Ontology annotation, molecular function: oxidoreductase activity, acting on paired donors, with incorporation or reduction of molecular oxygen; monooxygenase activity; iron ion binding. Lineage: Eukaryota; Metazoa; Arthropoda; Insecta; Diptera; Culicidae. The record is from RefSeq and is a predicted model, not a curated record.
GUCAGCUUUCAGUCAUAAAUCUUCAAUCAACCCAAAAGCAUCGCAGAAAUGAUCGCUCUCGGGCUUUUACUGGUUCUCCUUCUACUCUUAUUGUUGUACGAAUUUUAUCUGCGUUCUCUGCCGAGCUACCGAGCGGCUGGCCAAUUUCCCGGCUACCCGAUUUAUCCGGUUGUGCAGAACGUGUUUGUAGCGCUGUUCAAAAGUCAAACGGAAGCAUUCAAAAAAGCGAGAUCAUGGGCGCUAGAACACAACGGACAAAGUUACCGCUUCCUGAUCCGAGGUGUUCUGAUAAUUCAAGCGAUCCACCAUAAGGAGGUCGAGAUGCUGUUAUCCAGUUCGAGGCUAACUCGUAAAAGUCCACUGUAUAAAUUAACCUUCCCAUUCAUUGGCAAAGGCUUGCUCAACAGUAGUGGAAGCAAAUGGCACCACCGGAGAAGGAUUCUAACGCCUACGUUCCAUUUCAACAUAUUACAAAGUUUCUUACAAACUUUUCAUGAUGAGUGUGCAAAACUGAAUGCGCAGUUGAGCAGAGCUGCUGAUAAUGGUGCCGCUACAGAGCUGCAGCCAUUAUCAACAGAAGUGACGCUGAACACGAUUUGUGAGACAGCCAUGGGUGUAAAGUUGGAUUCCACGGAUACGGCCGAUAUAUACAAAAACAACAUUCGAAAGGUCGGGAAGAUAAUUCAGGAUCGGGUAAUGAAUCCGUUACUGUUCGAAGACUCAAUUUACAAAGCUUUCGGGUAUCAAGCUCAAUUUGAUGAGGUCCUAAAGCCUAUACAUCAGUUUACCGAGAAUAUUAUCAAACAGCGAAGAGAUUUAUUUCACUUUAAUGUUCAGAGCAUUGAAGAUCUAUCUGAGGAAAAUAUAUAUACUAAUAUCAAGCAGAGAUAUGCCAUGCUGGAUAGUUUGCUGCUAGCGGAGGCUAAGAACGAAAUCGAUGCCAAUGGAAUAAGAGAGGAAGUCAACACAUUUACUUUCGAAGGACACGACACUACUGCCAGUGCCUUUGUCUUUAUAUUUCUGCUAUUAGCUACAAACGAAAACGUUCAAGAGCGUGUGUAUGAAGAAUUGACGGCUAUUCUCAAAAACCGACCGGAACCGAACGAACCGCUAACACUGCACGAUUAUAGCAACCUCAAAUACAUGGAGCGAGUCAUCAAGGAAUGUCUUCGCAUAUAUCCCCCGGUUCCUUUCAUAUCGCGCGAAAUCACCGAGGAUGUUCACUACGAUGGUAAAACCAUUCCGAGGGGUUCGAUAAUGAACAUCGAAAUCUACGAUCUGCACCGGGAUAGCAGCCAAUUUCCCGACCCGGAACGUUUCGAUCCGGAUCGUUUCCUGCCAGAGGAAGUGGUCAAACGAAAUCCGUACGCAUACAUUCCGUUCAGUGCUGGGCCGAGAAACUGUAUAGGUCAGCGCUUCGCAAUGCUUGAAUUGAAAGCAAUCAUAUGCUCAGUUCUACGGGAGUACCGCAUUCUACCCGUUACCAAACGAGAGGACAUCGUGUUUAUUGGCGAUAUGGUUCUAAGGGCCAGAGAUCCCAUCACAGUCAAAAUUGUGCGUCGAACUGUUCAGAAUUAAUACAUCGCCACAAGAGGAAUUCUCACAUGUUCUACUUCUUCGAGAGUUCGUUCGAUAACCUACUUAGCUUUAUAUUGAGGAUUUAUCGUAAUGCUGUGGUUUGAAAAAUAUCUAAGGUUAUCUCAAUAAAAGAUAAAAAAAUAUACUUGCCGAUUAUACUACUAUUUUUGCUGCUGCUGCUGCUGGAUGUUUCCUACUGGCUGUGCGUUACCACUGUUAUGUUGUCCUGGUUGCCCAGCAGUCGGACCAACUGCGGCCGACUGAGUGUGGCCUGUCUGCCCGACACUAGCCUGAGUACCAGAAUCGGUGCUCUGCUGAUCGACACCAAUUUCAUCGACGUUCAGACGGGUGAUGAAACGUAAUCGCAUUUGCAGCACCGGGCGUAACCGACGGAUUAUCGUUUCCAGCUCCGAUUUCAUGAGAUCACCAACAAACAUGUACUUGAUGUGGUAAAGCAGAUCGCAAAUCGGAUCCAUAUACUUCAGAGGAACUGACGAUUGAGCCUUGUCCACCUGCUCGAGUAGUUCGUAUAGAACCAAAGUGAUGUCUGAGACAGCUCGCGGUCGCUCGGUGCUCAACCGAUUCAGAAAAGGACCCACAACAUGACAAAGGUAUAUGAGUUGAUACUCAGUUUUGAUUAUGGGUUUAAACUUUUCCUUAAUGUAGCUGAAAUUAAGAAAUGAUUGUUAAUUGCAAUAUUCUUCACUCUAACCGCAACAACUCACUCAGUGACAGUGGAAAUUUGCCCAAUUCCGCUGUGAUGUAAAAUACUUUGCGCGAUCGCCAGUAUAACCACGUAGCUUCUUUCUAGCAUCGCUUCUGUAACAAUUUUAAAGUUGAACAAAUCGAACGGACUCUGUCGGUAGGUCCACUCCGUGAGCUGACUGGAGCUAAUAACAUCUCUCAGUCGUUCGUAGAUUACACUCCAGUAGGACUCCGGCAGGGCAGCCAUUAUCAAUCCGAUCGUAUUGAUCCAAUUGUGUACGCUUUGGUACGGUAUGACCGGGUAACCCUUCACCACGACGUCGAUGAGACAGUUCGCUACGGUUUGUGGUACCACCGGGAGACCGAGCAGUUCGACACAGCUCACGUACAACGCGUGAGCCGGUGGGUUUGGAAAUUCGUUGAAGCGCCAAUCGGUUCCCGAGAAUACGUUACUGCCAUCAAUUGCUGAAGAGAAGCGAAUCUUGUCAAGGAAAUUUACUGAUUGAGGAAUCUAAAUAAAAAAAAGAAGACGAAUGAUCUUUUUUUAAAAGGAUACUGUCCUGCAUGCGGCGGACCAAAUGAAUGUAAUAGGUUAGCUCCGGUAUCCAUGUGAUGGUUUCGUCCUUCUUAAGCAUAUACGAUUGAUACUGCUCCGUUAGGGCCCAAUUAUCUGGGCGCACAUCUUUAAGUGAACCGAUUACGGUACCGACCUACGAACAAAAAGUGAUAACGCUAUAAGAGACAACACAGUACGGUACGAAACAUUUACCAAUCGUUUUUUGAGCUGCGGUCUGUCGCGCAACCUUCUCUCGUAGUAAUGUAACGUAUUGUACAGAUACGUUAUUGGUCUAUCGUGAAACUUGUACAGUGACCCCAGGUGGUCCAGUAAAACGUCCAGCGUCUUGCUCAUAGUUGGAGGUACCUCCAAAUACCGAUGAAUGGUGAUAUCCAAAA